CUUCGUUGCAGUGAAAAAAGUAAAUCAGUGUUCGAUAUUUCGGCAAAGUAGUGUUCGCGGCAAGUGCGUGUGCGAGCCAUGUGCGAGCUGGCCGUCUAUACCGGCUGGUAAUUCGUCGUGGUGGUGCCUAGGCUGGCACUGCUGGCCUGCAACUUCGUUCUAUCUAUAAUAGAACGAAAAUCAUACACGGAUUGGAGAAAAGAGCAUCAUCAAAAACCGCAAGUAACUCGGUAUAAGUCGAAAUUUUCGACCACCGCCAUUCCUCAUUUUUAAAUAAGGAGUGAAGUUUGCGCGACCCGCAGCCAUCUUGCAGAACUUCGCAGCGGUUUUUGACAUUUUGUGUCAACUGUCACGUUUGACAUUGACGUAAAUAAAAAUCAAAACAAAGUGCUAUCAACGUCUUUGUGCAUUCGAUUAAAAGUGUUUGUGCCUUCGUUCGUUAUAAUAAAAAACAUUAAAAUGUCUAGCGAUAUGGAUAAAUUAAAAAAACUACGCGUUAUACGCUCACAGUGCAAAGGAACCAUUACAAGAAUCGACAGUUUUGUCAAGGAUCCAGAAACUUUGGCAGCCGCCAGCGCCGAUAUAUUAGAGGCGCGUAAAGAGAAGCUCAUUUCCACCUUAAAAAAUUACGAAGAGGUGCAAAUGGACAUCCUUAGCAUUGAUGAGAACGACGGUGAACAGGUGGGAGAGGUUGAAGACAAAUAUUAUUCUAUAUUAGCCAAAAUUAAUAGCUCCCUUAAAAUGCUAAACACGAAAGUGACUGCGGAGUGCCACAACGCAUCCACAUGUAAGUUGCCCACAAUCGAAAUACCCUUUUACGAUGGAAAGGAUUUCACUAAAUUUAAACCUUUUUUCGACUUAUUCACAGCUGUCAUUGAUCAGAAUAGCUCACUAUCUGAUGUGCAAAAGCUUUUUUAUUUGCGAAAGUACCUACAGGAGGAUGCGUUGGCGGUUAUUUUGAAUUUACCAUUGAUAAAUGAAUCAUAUAAGGAAGCAAUAAAAUUAUUAAAAAAGAGAUUUGAGAACAAGGCUAGAUUAGUAGCAAACCAUAUAGGUAUAUUAUUAGAUAUUUCUAGUAUACAAAAAGGCACAGCGGCUUCCAUACGAACAUUUGUUUCACAAAUUAAUCAACAGUUGCAUGCAUUAAAAAAUUUAGAUGAACCCGUUGAUAAAUGGGACAUGCUUUUAAUAUCAAUAUUGACUCGUAAGCUAGAUCAAUUCACACACCGGGCUUACCAGUUAGACCGGGACUCUGAUACCAUGCCUACUAUGGCUGGUUUCAUUGAAUAUUUAGAAAAGCGUGCUAUAGCGCUCGAAGAUAGUCAUCAAAAUAAACAUAGUACCUACUAUGAUGGUACCAACAAACAUUUAAAUAAUAAAAGUACUUGCUAUGAAGGUACUCAUAAAUCAAUACCUAAGGUCACAAAUGUGGUAUCGAAGUCGUUACCGCCCUGUAGGUAUUGUGCUAAUAAAGACCAUCAGAUAUAUAACUGUCCCAUAUUUAAAAUGUUACCUACAGCUCAAAGGCAAUCUUAUGUAAAUGAAAAGCAAAUGUGUAAUGUAUGCCUUAAUAAUCAUGAUGGUAAAUGUAAAUUUAGUUUUAAAUGUAAAAUGUGUAAACAGGGCCACAACACAUUGCUGCAUCAGGAGCGCAAUGUGAAUGUGGACAACCCCAGGACAAAUAAUGAUGUCAGUCAGCAGCCACUAUCAUCUGAUACUGGGUUGCAUAAAAACUGAAAAUGGACCGGUAUUCCAGAAUACCAUGUUAGGAUAUAUUGUCGGAGGAAGUAUUCCUGAAAAAGGUACCACAUGUAAUAUUGUAACAAAUUUAGUCAAUAUAUCUGAUGGUGAAAAAUUGGAAAAUGUAAUGGAGCAAUUCUGGCUUUCUGAAAAACUUCCUGAAGUGGAAAAAUCUACAAAUGAUGAAUUUGUACAAGCUGAAAAAAUAUUCCAGGACUCUGUUUCAGUAAAAGACAAUAGAUUUUAUGUUGAUAUGCCAUUAGCUUUCCCCAUGGAAGAGUUAGAGUUAGGUGACUCAUUUUCUGUUGCCUAUAAUAGAUUCAUAACGUUAGAAAAAAGGUUCAAAAAUGAUCCUUUGCUAUUUGAACAAUAUAAAAAAUUUAUUGACCUGUACCUGGAACUAGGACAUGCAAAGAUAGUUGAUAUAGAGGGUUAUGAUUUAAAUGGUCCUGUGUUUUUUCUAGGACACCACUGCGUGUUCAAUCUGUCAAGUCGAACCUCACAUCAUCGUGUGGUCUUUGAUGGAUCGAUGAGAUCUAGAAAUGGGACAUCGCUGAAUCAAGUCAUGCUGAACGGACCUGUUGUACAGAGUGAGCUCUUUGACAUUCUUAUUUUGUUCAGGACUUAUCCAUUUAUUUUAACUUGUGAUAUUCAAAAGAUGUUUCGCAAUGUUUUUAUAAAUGAACAUCAAUGCGGACUUCAAAACAUUUUAUGGCGCGAUUCGCCCAAAGACCCUAUCAACUGCUUGCAGCUUCAAACUGUUACAUACGGUUUAAAAUCAAGCACAUUUUUAGCUACAAGAGCUUUAAAGGAGCUAGCUAAUAUGCAUAAGGACCAGUUUCCUUUGGCCGCUCAGGCUAUUUAUAAAAAUACAUUUGUUGAUGAUGUGCUGACUGGUGCUGAUGAUGUGGAGACACUUCAGGAGCUGAAAAGGCAAAUUGUAGAGCUUCUAAAAUUAGGUAGUUUCUCAUUACAUAAAUGGUGUUCGAACCAUGCUCCAGUUUUGAGCGAUAUACCAGUUGAGCACAGACAAAUUGAUAGUGUAGAGAUAGGUAAAAAUGACACAGUGAAGACUUUAGGUCUUACACUCGAAAUAAAUUCAGAUAAAUUGAGUUUCUCUUGCCCUGCAAUUGAUGAGGCAACAAUACUGAACACAAAAAGAAAAAUUCUCAGCUUUAUAGGGAAAAUGUUUGACCCACUUGGUUUAAUUGGCCCAGUAAUUGUGGUGGCCAAACUAUUCAUGCAAGAACUCCAUAGCUCUAUGCGUAAAGAUUGGGACUCUACAAUCCCAAAUGAACAAUUCCUAUACUGGGCAAAGUUUUUAAAUAAUUUAAUGCAAAUGGGUCAAAUCAAAAUAGAAAGAUGUGUUAACUUUAAAUUGGUAUCACAUGUAGAGCUAGUAGGAUAUGCCGAUGCAUCUCUUAAGGCUUUCGGGAGCUGUCUCUACCUAAGAGUUUUUAUGACUGAUGGCUCGGUUCAAGUGAACUUAUUAUGUUCCAAGCCCCGUGUGUCGCCACUUUCUAAAUCUCACACUAUACCUCAAUUGGAGCUUUCUGCUGCUCUACUUUUAGCACAAUUGCGGGACCGUGUUACUGAAACGAGCGAUCAGUUUUCCGCAAUUCUCGUGAGUUAUGAUCUGACGGAUUUUUCACGAGGAAAAGCUUGCAUCGGAUUAUUGCGGAUGGAGCGUGUUGAUAAUUUAGCGUUUAAUGAAGCAAGCCUGCUGCGUUUCUCCGGCGGAAGAUGGUAG
Molecule: messenger RNA, 3490 nt
Organism: Cydia pomonella (codling moth)
Lineage: Eukaryota; Metazoa; Arthropoda; Insecta; Lepidoptera; Tortricidae
Exons: 4
Coding region: 1661-3490 (609 amino acids)
Source: RefSeq, a predicted model, not a curated record